Gloeophyllum trabeum ATCC 11539 is the source of this 1074-nucleotide messenger RNA. RefSeq lists its product as uncharacterized. The record is from RefSeq and is a predicted model, not a curated record. The coding region runs from base 1 to 1074 and encodes 357 amino acids. The transcript has 8 exons. Lineage: Eukaryota; Fungi; Basidiomycota; Agaricomycetes; Gloeophyllales; Gloeophyllaceae.
AUGGGUCAGCUACCUCUCAAUGUUGCAGGGGCACUGUCGGUGUGGAUGGAGGUUCUGUUGUAUGGGAUGUACUGUAGUCUUUUCUUCGAAAGCGUCUGGAUUAUAGUGAAGAAGCAGAAGAAGCAGACGACUCCUUCGAAAAUAUUCUUUGGAGCUACAGUGACCAUGUUCAUUUUCGCAACACUUCACAUAGCUCUGAACCUGUAUCGAUUUCUACGAGGCUAUGUAUGGCUGGCUGCAGACCCCGGUCCAGUGGCGUACUUCAACGAUCUAGGACGAUGGGAUAAUAUUGCACACGACGCCAUCAAUGCUAUUGUUACCUGGAUCGGGGACUCAUUAGUCAUCUAUCGAUGCUUCGUGGUAUGGGGACAAACUUUCUAUGUCAUCAUAGUCCCGACGUUGUUACUUAUCCUCAGUAUAAUUGCCAAUAGUAUAGCCUUGCACUUAUUCACGAAAGUGCAGUUGGGCGCUAUCUUCUCCCCGACUCUGGUCCAUUGGAUGAACACCAUUUAUGCCGUGGCAUUUGUGCAGAACACCAUGACCACCGGCCUCAUUGCGUUCCGUAUCUGGCGCCAAGACAGAGAGACGCGGCGUGCGAUCGGAAUCCAGACCUGGAGAAGCGGGCAUAGUCUCCUGCCGCUCGUCCGCAUCAUUAUCGAAUCAGCCAUGGUAUAUGUGCUGGAAGUGCUUGUCCUCAUCAUACUCUACGCCUUGGGCCACAACGGCCAAUACGUAGUUCAGGAAGCCAUCGUUCCUACUGUCGGCAUCGUCUUUACCUUGAUAACAGUGCGGGUUGCGAUCCGAAACUCCAGAGCCAUGAAGAGCACUACUGCUGCCAGUGCCACCAGACCACUAGAGCUACGCAUCCGCAGCACGUAUACAAUGCCAUCCUCUACAGAGGACAUUGGCGCCAAAGAUGGUCGCGUGCCUGACUAUUCUUGCGAUGGCAGUCAAGUUUCAGGCGUUGCGCCAAAGAGGGACUCGUCUGCGGUCCAUGUCUUGACAUCGCCGACGUUUUCUCCAGGUGAGCUAGACGAUAGAGAGCGUGAGGGGGAUGCCAGUGAGAAUGUGUAA